UGUUUAGUGCAGAGCAGCAGCACUGUUGUGUGAGCCUCUCCUCUGCAGGCUCAGAAGAAUGGCCCUCAUCAGGAUCCUGAUUGCUGGGGGGCUGCUGAGCUGCCUCUACUCUCUCUGCUCCUCCACAGGAACACACAAGCCGUCUUUCAUGGUGACCUUUCCUGCCCUGAUAAGGUCAGAGUCAGAAGCCCAACUCUGUGCCAGCCUCCUCUGUCCAAAUGAGACUCUGCUCAUGUCCAUAUAUCUGACUAAUGGAGACGAGAAGAAGCUUCUUCACCAGGAAACAUCAGACAAGGACUUUCACCGCUGUUUCCGAUUCCAGGCCCCUUCGGUAAAUAAACACUCUGUGCAGAAGAUCAAAGUGGAGGUCAAAGGGCAAACAUCUCACUGGACUUCAGAGAGUCUGGUUAAGUUCAUCCCUGAACCUGCUCCCAUCACCUUCAUCCAGACAGAUAGACCCAUAUACAGUCCAGGCCAAACAGUGCACUUCAGAGUGGUCACCAUGGACACCAGUUUCAUUCCGCUCGAUCAGACCUACCACACGGUGUCACUGACCGACAGCCGUGGCAACACCAUUGGCCAGUGGCUUAAUGUGACGUCACGGGGCAAGAUAGUGCAGCUCUCUCACGUCUUAAACCCUGAGGCGUCCCAGGGCCACUACAAGCUGCUGGCCCACACACACACACACCUCCGCCAACCACUGCAGGGGUUCCAGGUGCACAAAUAUGUUUUGCCCAAGUUUGGCGUGACAACUAAGGUCCCAGAGAAGAUCAGUGUUGGAGCAGAAGAAGUCACACUAGAAGUGUGUGCAAAAUACACAUUUGGCCAGCCGGUGCCGGGGAUGGCCUCAAUGUCAUUGUGCCGAGAUGCUGAUACAAUGGACAAUAUUGAAGAUGGUGAUCAUCGUGCAGAAGGCAUCUGUCUCACGGACUCAACUGAAAUGAACAGCUCUGGGUGUGCCUCCUUCACUGCACGUGUGGCUGAACUUACACAAGCUUCCUUUGCAAUGAAACUGAGGGACAUUCUUACUUUCAACGUCACUGUGGCUGAAGAAGGAACAGGUAUCAGUAGGUCAAAAGAAGAUUCUGUUUUCAUAGACUACUCCCUUGGGAAAGUCGUGUUUGAUGAAAUACUGACACGUAUUGAGGAAGGGGCAGUGAUGAAGGGCAAGGUGAGAGCGACGCAUUACAACGGAACAGGAACCGCCCACAAGACUGUCCAUCUGCUGAUGCGCCGAACCCCCGACUGGGAGUCAGUGGUGCUGCAGAACCUGACCACAGACUCUGCUGGACUGGCCCAGUUCUCUCUCAACACGGCUCCUUUCCCCGGGGACUUUGACAUCAUCGCAAGCCCCUCUCUAGAAAACCAUGUGUCGUAUCGUACCCCAUACUAUGACUCGGAGUCUAAGUCUGUCUUCAGACUGAGACCUGCAUCUUCACACACAGCUACAUCCAGCUCUGUGACCAUAAAGGCUAUAGAUGAGCCUCUUCAGUGUGACAAAGACACACCCAUCAGCAUUAAGUACACCUUCACUGGGGAGACAUUCAACACAGACUCUGUGGAUAUCAUUUAUAUGGUUUUAUCCAAAGGAGAGAUUGUUCACCAUGGCUUCACUAAGGCUUCAGUGAAGGGUUCCCAACCGGUCAUUAUGGGUGAGGUGUCCUUCAAGCUGCCUGUCAGUACUGGGAUGGCCCCCUCAGUGCAGGUUCUGGCCUACUGUGUCUUACCCAGUGAGACGGUCCUGGCUGAGAGCAGAACCUUCUCAACUGAGAAGUGCUUCAGAAACAAGGUGUCGCUGCAGUUCUCGCCCCCUAAAGCGGUUCCUGGAGAGAAGAGCUCCCUGCAGCUGUCAGCUCAGCCUGGCUCUCUGUGUGGCCUCAGUGCUGUGGAUCAGAGCGUCUUAAUCCUGGAACCAGGGAAGCGCCUAAAUACCGAGAAGAUCUUUGGGCUGCUCCCUGUCUUGGAGUCUCGAGUGAGUUACGACGUGGAGGAUCCGGUGACGUGCCUUCCUGUGAGGCCCCGGCGGGACGUCAUGCCUGACCAUUCUAUUGGCUCACAGGAUGGGCCAAUAGCAGCUUUCAAGAGCCUGGGACUGAAGACUAUAACCAACCUGGCCAUGAGGACUCCUGACUGCGUUCUCUAUAAGGGAGUGACGUACCGAAGGCGAUAUGGUAUCUAUGAAAUGGAAUAUGAUUCUGUGGAUGCUUUGGAUUCUGCACCUAAAUCUUUGCUUGAAGACACUCCGGUGCAGACGGUUCGUAAGUUGUUUCCAGAGACUUGGAUCUGGGACCUGGCUGAGGUGGGAGAGUCUGGAGAAACACAAGUCCCUCUCACUGUCCCUGACACCAUCACCACCUGGGAGACUGAGGCUUUCUGCCUGUCCCCCCAGGGCUUUGGUCUGGCCCCACCAGUUCAGCUCACAGUUUUCCAGCCCUUCUUCCUGGAGCUCUCCCUGCCAUACUCCAUCAUCCGUGGAGAGACCUUUGAGCUCAAAGCAACGGUUUUUAACUACCUGCCAAAGUGCAUCAUGGUUACAGUGACUCCAGCCCCUUCAUCAGACUUCACUCUGACCCCCUCCUCUGGUGGCCAGUACUCCUCCUGUCUGUGUGCAAAUGGCAGGACGACCUUCAAAUGGACACUGGUGCCCUCUGUACUCGGAGAGGUGCCGGUGACUGUGAGUGCUGCAGCUGAGCAGUCCCAGACUGGGUGUGGCAAUGAGGUGGUGACUGUCCCAGAGAGAGGUCGCAUAGACACAGUCACACGCCCGCUCAGGGUGAAGGCUGAAGGAACCGAGAAGACUGAAAGUUUCAGUUGGCUCUUAUGUCCAAAGGGGGGCGCUCUAACAGAGGAGGUGGAGCUGAAACUCCCGUGGAAUAUAGUGAGGGGAUCAUCCAGAGCUUCAGUUUCUGUGCUGGGAGACGUCCUGGGUCGCGCUCUGAAGAACAUUGACAGUCUCCUGAAGAUGCCAUAUGGUUGUGGGGAGCAAAAUAUGGCCAUCCUCUCCCCAAAUAUCUACAUUCUGCAGUACCUACAGAACACUAACCAGCUCACUGCAGACAUCAGGGAGAGGGCCACCAAUUUUCUCAAGAGCGGAUACCAGAGGCAGCUGAACUACAAGCACAGUGAUGGAGGCUACAGCACGUUUGGCAGAGGGGAGGGAAACACAUGGUUGACUGCAUUUGUGUUGAGAUCCUUUGGUAAAGCAAAGUCCUUAAUCUACAUCGAUCCACAAAUUAUUACGGAUGCAAAGACUUGGCUUGAAGGAAGACUUAGACCAGAUGGCGUCUUCCAUAUGCAGGGGAAACUCUUCAACAACAGAAUGAAGGGCGGUGUAAACGACAAUGCAACAAUAACUGCUUACAUCACUGCAUCGAUGCUUGAGCUGAACAUGUCUGUUACGGAAAAAACGCUGACAUUUCUAAAGUCCUCGGUCAGUGACCUCUCCAACACCUACUCCACUGCUCUACUGGCCUACACCUUCAGUCUCGCUGGAGAAGAGGACCUGCGAGCUCAACUUCUGAAACACUUGGACAGUGUAGCAACCUCUGAUGGGAGUCUCCUGCACUGGUCUCAGUCCUCAUCAGAGCGAGCUGAUUCCCUGGCGGUGGAGACGAGCUCUUAUGUGCUGUUAGCUGUUCUCAGUAAAACCACACUGACUGCUGCUGAUUUAGGGUAUGCUGCCAGGAUUGUCAACUGGCUGGUGAAGCAGCAAAAUCCAUAUGGAGGCUUCUCUUCCACACAGGACACGGUGGUGGCACUGCAGGCUCUGGCUCUGUACGCCACCAAGGUCUUCAGCCCACAUGGAUCCAGCACAGUGACUGUGCAGUCAGCAGGUGGGGACAAACACCAGUUUGACGUGAACCAGCACAACACAUUACUGUACCAGGAGAGGGCGCUGCAGGACGUUCCUGGGAAGUACAGCGUAGAAGUGAAGGGCUCUGCAUGUGCUUCUGUGGGGGUGGCUCUUUUCUUCAACAUCCCCACUCCCACUGAGCACUCAACCUUGAGUAUUAAGACUCAAGCCAAGCCUCUGACUGAGGGAGAGUGCAACAAGAUCAAUGGACAGGCCUUCAACUUAGACAUCACAGUCCAGUAUGAUGGACCACAGGAGAGCACCAACAUGGCUAUAAUUGAUGUGAAAAUGUUAUCUGGUUUCACACCUGACUCUGCCUCUGUUGAAAAGCUAGAGGGCAGCAUGCUUGUGGACCGAGUCGAUAAGAAAGAUGACCACAUCCUUGUGUACCUGUCAGAGGUUCCGAAGGGUCUACCUGUCUCCUACCACCUGACUAUCCGACAGCAUCUCCCAGUGAACAACCUGAAGCCAGCAGUGGUCAAGGUGUAUGACUACUACCAGACCAGUGACCAAGCUGAGGCAGAGUACUCCUCCCCUUGUGCAUGAGAAGGUGUCCCAAUGUAUUGAAUCUAUGUGUGUGUGUGUGUGUGAACGAACUUUGUUUUGUUUAUUCAUCACAACAGACAGGGCUUCAAAUAGAAAUAAUAAUUUUAAAAAGUAUCUGUGUGAAUAAAUGUGAAUUUCAUGAUGACAAA
Molecule: messenger RNA, 4548 nt
Organism: Clupea harengus (Atlantic herring)
Lineage: Eukaryota; Metazoa; Chordata; Actinopteri; Clupeiformes; Clupeidae
Product: alpha-2-macroglobulin-like
Cellular component (GO): extracellular region
Molecular function (GO): endopeptidase inhibitor activity
Source: RefSeq, a predicted model, not a curated record